GCGCGGGUUUUUUCCUGGUCGCCCGCGGCGUGCGGACGAGUUGAGUGUGGGCAUCGCGUCGUAUUCCCCCCGUGGGGUCGGUGCGCCCCGCACUCCGAGGGAGAGUUUGGAAUAGAUAUGAGCGAUUUCGAUGAAGAAUUGACAAAGCUUGCUUCGGCAGAGGAUGGCAAGAGAGGAAACUCGGUGUUCUCUAAUCAUCCGGGAAUGCAUUUCCCGUGGCUUCAGGAUCGUAUAGAAACUGUAGUGACUGGAGGGAAGAAGAAGAGGGAUUUUGCUCAGACGACAAGCGCUUGUUUAAGCUUUAUCCAAGAAGCCCUGCUGAAGCACCAGUGGCAGCAAGCUGCAGAAUAUAUGCACAGUUACUUACAGACCCUGGAAGAUUCAGACACCUACAAGAGGCAGACUGCCCCCGAGAUCAUUUGGAAACUUGGAAGUGAAAUUCUAUUUUAUCAUCCCAAAAGCAAUGUGGAGACUUUUAAUAACUUUGCUGACCGGAUGAAAAAUAUUGGUGUCCUGAAUUAUUUAAAGAUUUCCUUACAACAUGCAUUGUAUCUGAUACAUCACGGAAUGCUUGAGGAUGCAAGCAGAAAUCUCAGUGAAGCAGAGACAUGGAGAUACGGUGAAAAGUCGUCCUCUCAGGAAGUGCUAAUCAACCUUGUUCAGGCCUACAAAGGGCUUUUACAGUACUACACUUGGUCCAAAAAGAAAACGGAGCUGUCAGAGAUUGAUAAGGAUGACUAUGCUUACACUGUAAAAACUCGAAACAUGCUCAGCCAAAGCUGCAGGACAUCUGCAAAUAUCUGUGCGCUGCUAAAAACUCCUGGUGUUUGGGAUCCUUUUGUGAAGAGUUACGUGGAGAUGCUAGAAUUCUAUGGGGAUCAAGAUGGAGCCCGAGAGAUACUCACCAAUUAUGCAUAUGAUGAAAAGUUCCCCUCAAACCCCAAUGCCCACAUCUACUUAUAUGAAUUUCUCAAGAGAGAGAAGGCACCAAGAUCGAAACUGAUAAGUGUUCUUAAGAUUUUGCAUGAGAUCGUGCCAUCCCAUCCACUGAUGUUAGAAUUCCAUACGUUGCUUAGAAAAUCAGACAUAGAAGAACACCGCAAGUUGGGCUUGGGUGUGUUGUUUGAAGUCCUUGAUUUUGCUGGAUGCACUAAGAACAUAACUGCUUGGAAAUACUUGGCAAAGUAUCUGAAGCAGACAUUAAUGGAAAGUCAUCCAGCGUGGGUUGAAGAAGAGUGGAAAUCUAGGAGAAGCUGGUGGCCAGUCUUUCACUUCAGCUUCUUCUGGGCAAAGAGCGACUGGAAGGCAGAUGCCGACUUGGCUUGUGAAAAAGCUUUUGUAGCGGGAAUCCUUUUAGGAAAAGGUUGUAGAUAUUUUCGGUAUAUUGUAAAACAAGAUGGUGAAACAUUGAAGAAGAAAAUUAAGCGAAUGAAGAAGUUUGUCAAAAAAUACAGUAUUGUAAAUCCAGGUGUUUGCACCUAGAUUGCUUGUCUACAUGCUGGUAAUGGGCUGAGUUGUGAGAAGAUGCUCUAGAGACCGGUGGACAGUGCGCGUGCAGGAGCUGCCCUCUGUCGUCAGGUUCAUCAGGAGAGGAGCACAGCUGCAAGUGGACUGCGGAGAGGCCAGAGCUCAGGAGAUGGCCUCAGUCAUAAAAUAAGGUCAUUGUAGUGGGUCUUCAUCCAGACCCAAAUGACUCGUGUUCUCAUAAGAACAAGUGGACACGGCAUGUACACAGAAAAAACGGCGUCUGAACGUGAAGGCAGCACUACUAAGCUGUAGCUGCAGAAGACGGCUUGUGAACCACUACAAGCUGGAAGAGACACCUGGAACUGAUUCUCCUGGCAACCUCGGAAGGAACAGCCCUGCUGACCCCAUGACCUCAGGGCCAUCAGAGCUGAGAGACAAUAUGUCUUCUCAUGAGAACCUUUCAGUUUGUGUACUUUUUAUAGCAGUCCAGGCAAACUAGCACAGUGAUGUACAAAUGUGUGUUUCAAAGAUGAGUGCUACAUGAUUUCAGCCCUCAGUCUGGGUCUAUCUGAUAGGUCCACAUGGUUCUCAAGCUCAGUCAGCUUCUAAUGGUUUGGCCAUGAUGUAAUCCCCAAGUUCUUUUCUACCAGUGCUGUAUCAGACCCCCACCCGCCUCAGAUGUUCACAGGUCUGAUGUCACAAUUCCUUCCUGUGAGUGCUCCACGAUGCUGUUCCCCAUCUGUUAAUAUAAUCUGCCUUCCAUUAUUGGGCCCUGUUUUAUGCUUUCCCUGUCUUAGUUAGGUUUCUAUUGCUGUGAAGAGAUACCAUGACCACAGCAACUCUUUCAAAGGAAAACGUUUAAAUGAGGUGGCUGGCUUAGUUCAGAGGUUCAGUCCGUUACCAUGACAGGACAUGGCAGUGUGCAGGUAGACGUGGUGCUGGAGAGGUAGCUGCUCGAUAUUGAUAUCAGGCAACAGGAAGUAGACUGAACACAUAGUAGCUUCAGCAAAGGACACCUCAGAGUCCACCCCCACAGUGACACUUCCUCACAAGGCUACACCUACUUCAAGGCCACACCUCCUUAGUGCCACUCCCUUUGGGGGCCAUUUUCUUUCAAACCACCACACUUCUUCAUCCACCUAUACGGUCCAUAUUAGCCUCAAAGUGGUGAUCCUCCUGCCUCAGCUUUUCAGGUACUUGUUACAGGUGUCUGCCACCAUACUCGGCUUCUCAGGAUAUAUUGGAAAUGUGUGUCUUAUUUAUCAGCGUUCCUUUUCCUGCAUAGCACCUUGUAUACUGACAUAUUUACCGAGUUGACCCUGAGGAUCCGUUGAAAAAUGACGUUGCAUUGUGUAAUUUUAUCUGAAAUGUGACAUUAAUCAGGGGCUUGUGUCAGAGUCCAGUGGACUGCUGAUCUUUGCUUAUUAAUCUCUGCUAGGACAUUUGCCUCAAACAGGAAAAUCUCCAUGUGUUUGUUUUGUGGCCAAAGAACAAAGAUCCAGACAUAAAUGUUAAUCAGAGAUCAAGAAACUGUCUCCAGGAUGGGAGAUGCACUCCCCCUCACCCAGGCCCAGGUGUUUAGGGCACCUUGGUGACUGUGUUCACUGACUGACGAGGGGCCAAGGGCUACUGCUCCAUCCAAGGUUGACAAGCACUGACCUUUGAAUAAAUAGCCCUGUGGAAACUGCACAGUCACCAGUGACUCAGACUCCAGCCUAUGCCUUCAGAAGCAGAGGCCGUGCAUUUGGCUCAGUGAUGGUGUGUUUGCCCAGCAUGUGUGACAGCCUAGGCUCCGUCCUCAGCCCUGCCAGUGAGCUGACAGGUAAAAGCAAGGUGUGGUGUUGACAGUCACCCUGACUACCCACUCCUGACGCCCCAUUGGUUUUAUGGGUUUUGUUUGUAUCUUAAAUACUGUGGAAGUUCUAAAAUUCAGAGAUUUGGCUCCACUACACCUAAGUUCAUGGUCUUAGUGUCCUCCUGGCAAUGUUCUGGGGUCAGCGGGAUUGUUGCUUGGGCUGUCAGCUUUAGAAGCACAGCAGGGCUGGCAGGACAUGUCAAAAUUCUAACAGUUCCAAUGGGCUGGAAGCACAGGAAAUGCUGGAAGCAGGCUCAGUUCAGGUACUAAAUAGUUGUAUAGACCUGUCUCUUUGGGUUUGGGGUCUGUGAGUUUAGGGUUCUAUGUUCAUUCAUUAAAGAACCUUUUUUUAAAUAAAAAUUUAAAUUAAAAACAA
Messenger RNA from Mesocricetus auratus (golden hamster), 3698 nucleotides. It is a transcript of the gene Taf1a, whose product is annotated as TATA-box binding protein associated factor, RNA polymerase I subunit A. The coding region runs from base 118 to 1482 and encodes 454 amino acids. Lineage: Eukaryota; Metazoa; Chordata; Mammalia; Rodentia; Cricetidae. The record is from RefSeq and is a predicted model, not a curated record. Gene Ontology annotation, biological process: transcription by RNA polymerase I. The transcript is spliced from 12 exons. Gene Ontology annotation, cellular component: RNA polymerase I transcription regulator complex.